Molecule: messenger RNA, 1506 nt
Organism: Drosophila subobscura
Lineage: Eukaryota; Metazoa; Arthropoda; Insecta; Diptera; Drosophilidae
Exons: 6
Coding region: 7-813 (268 amino acids)
Cellular component (GO): endoplasmic reticulum
Molecular function (GO): procollagen-proline 4-dioxygenase activity; protein binding
Source: RefSeq, a predicted model, not a curated record
ACUGCCAUGAUCAGAUUUGGUUUCUUGUUGCUUUUUUCAGCGCUGGCUAGCCGCAUCUAUGCUGAGGAAACCAGGCAAUAUUUGGAACCUUCCACUUUUGGAUUUUCGGUAUCAGUAGAGGCCAUGCUGCCGCUUUUGAAACUAAAGGAAAAGGCGGUGGCAAAUCUACGUAGCUAUGCGGAAACUUUGGAAAAGCAACUGGCAGUUGUGCAACUAGCCAUUCGAAUGUACGAGGAGCUGCAAAGGAGAGCGAGCUUAAAUGCGUUAAAUUUAAUACAACAAUUCGCAGUGUUGCGCCACAUGCAUCUGGAUUGGGCCAAGUGGCUAACGAUAAUGCGGCCCAAUGCGGAAAAAAUACAGAUACAGAUACUGCAGGAGCUGCAACCACAAAUGCCCACAAAUAUGGACAUUGUGGAGGCAAUGAAAGGCAUACAGCGCAUACAGUACACUUAUGAUUUGGAACCCGCCGACAUGGCAACGGGAAGGCUACGCGGCCGACAAUACAACAUCAAGCGUUGGGGCGCCUUUGACACAUUCGUGUUUGGUGUUCUAUGCCAACUUCAGGGUUAUUACAAGGACGCUGAUGCUUGGCUCAAGCUGACUCAGGACAGCUACAAGCGUCAAGACAAUCCCAGGCAGCUGGCAUUCCAUCACUGGACGUAUGAGCAUGUUUUGGAGUAUUUGAUGCUUGCCAACAUGGGAUUGGGCAAAUUUGAGACUGCUUUGGGGCAUGCGAAAGAACUUUUGCUACUACAGCCAAACGAUGAAUACAUGCAAGCUCAAAGUACAAGAACUUGCCACGAAAUCAGAUGAGCUAAAACCAGAACCAUCACUGCCCAUAGAUGUGAAUGCGGAGCUACUCAAGAAACUGUGCCGUCAGAAUCAGUCAUUGCCUGCUGGCAGGCUCCGCUGUCGUUAUGUCAGGAGAGAGGCCUUGCUCCGCUUAGCCCCACUUAAAAUGGAAGAGCUAUCCCUUAGUCCGGCCAUCAGUUUAUAUCAUGAUAUGCUCAGCGAUGAAGAAGAGCUGGCUAUUGUUAAGCGUUUGGCAAGUCCUCUUUUGAAACGGAACAAAAUAACCCACAGGGAAAUUGACAGCUUUACGGACUACAUGGCCACCCGGCCAUGGCAAUCAGCAGAACUAAGCAGCUCAAUGCAUACGAUAAUUGACACCUUAAAUCGAAGGAUACGCCAUGCCAUACAGGGAGUAAGUUCCAUGGAGUCCGAAAAUCUGCAAGUCAGAAACUUUGGCAUUGGCGGACAGUUCUUAGAGCAUGCCACAGCGGACAAAGAUGUCAUCACUGCCUUGCUUUAUCUGAGUAAUGUCGAGCAAGGAGGUGAAACAUAUUUUGCCUCUCUAAACCUACGGGUGCCUCCACAAAAGGGCUCACUUCUGGUGUGGCAAAGGACGGGCGAUUCCCACAUUGAAUGUCCCGUCAUUGUGGGAAAUAAGUGGGUUGCCACGAAACGGAUACAAUAACUUAUUUGAAGAUCGGUUAAAUAUAUAAA